Messenger RNA from Cottoperca gobio, 5055 nucleotides. RefSeq names its product SH3 and PX domains 2B (gene sh3pxd2b). Lineage: Eukaryota; Metazoa; Chordata; Actinopteri; Perciformes; Bovichtidae. The record is from RefSeq and is a predicted model, not a curated record. The transcript has 14 exons. Gene Ontology annotation, biological process: superoxide anion generation. Gene Ontology annotation, molecular function: superoxide-generating NADPH oxidase activator activity; phosphatidylinositol binding; protein binding. The coding region runs from base 417 to 3194 and encodes 925 amino acids. Gene Ontology annotation, cellular component: cytoplasm.
CAGCCUUGUGGUUUGCUCCUGCUCUGACGCUUGAGGGGUUGGUCCAGGGACCAUAACGAAGCGUGCAGUUGCUCGAAAGGGAGUGGGCGAGCUGGGAUAGGCUGGGAGUUUGGUUGGAGCCGUCGACGGGACGGGACAAGGCACAAGAAGUGUGUGUGUGGUGGGGGGAACGAAGAACCGACCGACUAUUAACUUCUGGCUCCCGAGCGGCUGAAUGUUGGACAGGACAUUUGACGUACACAGCUUUACGGGUGGAAACAAUAGCAUUUGUUGCAUUCAGAGGUCACGGAUCUGAGCGGCGCGGAUGACAAAGAAGCGUGGCCGUGCAAACUUUCUCAACCGGGUUUGAUCGCUCGCAAAAACCCAACCGGGAAUUCUGUUUUUCUUUCUAACGGAGGAGUAAAGAAGAGGACAUCAUGCCACGGCGCACCGUGCUAGAAGUAACAGUGCAAGAUGUCCAGAAACGGAGAAAUCCGAACAAACACUACGUUUACAUCAUCAAAGUGUCCUGGAGCGAUGGCAGUACAGAAAUCAUUUUCAGACGCUACAGCAAGUUCUUUGACCUCCAGAUGGAAUUGCUGGACAAAUUCCCGGUGGAAGGAGGCCAGAAAGACCCCAAGCGCAGGAUCAUUCCAUUCCUACCAGGGAAGAUCCUGUUUAGGAGGAGCCAUAUCAGAGAUGUGGCCAUGAAAAGACUACGGCCCAUCAACGAGUACUGCAGGGCCCUCAUUCAGCUGCCAGUCUACAUCUCCCAGUGCGAGGAGGUCAGAGUGUUUUUUGAGACCAGACCUGAAGACCUCAACCCACCCAAGGAGGAACCCAUUGGAAAGAAGAAAUCAGGAGAUUCCACCUCAGCAGACCCUCUCUUCCUGGACCAGUAUGUGGCAGUUACAGACUAUGAGAAGCAGGAGAGCUCUGAGGUCAGCCUGCAUGUGGGUCAGGUGGUCGAGGUCAUUGAGAAAAAUGAGUCUGGGUGGUGGUUUGUUAGCUCAGAUGAUGCUCAGGGCUGGGUCCCUGCCACCUGCCUUGAGGCACAGGAUGACCCUGAUGACUUCUCUCUUCCAGGAGAAGAAGUACCUCGGAGAUUCUGGUCACUGCCAAGGCACGUGGGUCGUCGCAGAACUUUAGGGGAUCUAUUCAGCACAGGUUUUGGGCAAGAAGAGAAGCAUUCAGUGAUUUACCCGUACUCGGCCAGGGACCAAGAUGAGAUCGACCUGGAGAGAGGCAUGAUCGUCGAGGUGAUUCAGAAGAACCUGGAGGGCUGGUGGAAGAUCAGGUACGAGGGCCGUGAGGGCUGGGCCCCGGCCUCCUACCUGAAGAAGACUGACAUCCAGGGCCAGAAGCAGUCAGCGGGCGCUGCUGCUCAUGCCAGUACGAAUGACCUAGAUGGGUUUUCUAAUCAGAACCAACAAAACAAUGCAGCCAAAGAGAACCGAGACAACAGCCAAAAAGAAAACAGACUCUCGUUUUUUUCCGACAAAACUAAAGUGGGAGCAAGACACAGACCUCCUCCACGCAGAGAUCUUACCAUCCCACGUGGUACAAACCUACCCAAGCCGCCCAUUGCUCCCCAGGUUGAAGAAGAGUUCUACACCAUAUCAGACUUCCAGACCACGAUCCCUGAUGGUAUAAGCUUUCAAGCCGGAAUCAAAGUUGAGGUGAUUGAGAAGAAUAAUGGUGGUUGGUGGUACAUCCAGAUAGACGAGAAAGAGGGCUGGGCCCCUGCCACCUUUAUUGACAAGUACAAGAAGACCAGUACUGCCCUGCGACCUAAUUUCCUUGCCCCUCUGCCCAAUGAGAUGGAGAAGCUUAGACUGGAAGAUGGUGGUUCUUCAAAUAUUUCAGGCACAGAUGGCAGCUGGUCUAAGCCUUUACCAGAUGAGCCAACCACAGCCCCUGACUCCUGCGCCCGGCCUAAACUGAGAGAUUGGAAGGCCAGUGCCAGCAAGGUGGCCCCUACCUUCACUGGGCCUUUACCUCCUGCCCCAGCCGCCCCUCCAGUUGAGGAGAAACCAGCUCUGCCACCUCGAAGGGAGUCCAUUAAUAAGAGCUUUGAAUUGGAGGUGUCGGAGAAACCGAGGUCUGAUCAUUCCAAACCUAUGCCUCCAAAACCCCCAGCUCCUGGGGUCAUCUUGCCGCUGGUUACACCCAAAGCAGCCCCCUUCAAACUGGACAAACCACCAGAGACCAAGAAAGAAGAUAAGAGCAAAGCUCUCCACCUUCGGAAUGAGAUGGGUCUUGAAUGUGGCCACAAGAUCUCUGCCAAGGAGGUGAAGAAGUUUAAUCUGAAGCCCGUACCUAAACAGCCACCGAAACCCAAAUCAGAGACGCAGGAGGAGAAGCUAGAAGCAGCUGGCCCAGCUGUGUUUAUGAAGCCCAAGCCAAUGAUCCGACCUAAACCUGUUCCCUCUGCCAAGCCAGAUCCUCCGGCAGAGAACAAACUAGACAUCACCAACCUGAGAAGCAAGCUGAGGCCGCCAAAACCUGCUGAUCCUGGCUCCGAGGCAAACCAUCAGAAUGGCACCUCAACAGCAGCAGUAAAUAGUUCCCAUCCCAGUGCACCCCCUAGCUCUCCCCCCAUCCACAUCCCUACUCUCAACAAUGGUAAGCACUGUGACGAGCCAAAACUCCCCCCAAAGCACUUUAAUGGUCAUAGCCAGGAGAGUUCAUCACCCCCUGCAAAACCAGCAGUGCCUCCCCACAAGGAACCCCCACAGAGACCCCCGACCAUGGUUCCAAGGAGACCUCCUCCUCCAAAGAAGACCGACCCGUCCAGCCCGACCGAGCUCAAGCCUCCUCAUGUUCUGAGAGAAGUCCUGGAUAUUUCCAAAGGACCACCACCCCUCAGCAGACCGCCUCCCCCUAAACCCAAAGGGUUUGUUCCAGCCCCUCCAAAUAAAGAGAAAGAAGAGCCCAAAAUUAAUAAAGUCCCAGUUCCUCCCAAGCCCCAGUUGAAGAGUGAGAAGCCCGGCCCGCCCAAGGACAAGCUUCCACCUUUACUCAUGGAGCCCAGUAAGGAUGAGCUGUAUCUAGCUGUGGCGGACUUUGAAGGGGAUGACCAAACAUCCAGCUUCAAGGUGGGUACGGUGUUCGAGGUGAUGGAAAAAAACAGCAGCGGCUGGUGGUUCUGUAAGAACGUAGAACAAGAAGUUGAGCGCUGGAUCCCCUCAAAUUACCUGAGCAAGAAACCUUAGUGUGAAUGUGCUCUCAAAACCAUCGCCAUAUGAUUAAAUACAAACUAAUGAUUUAAAUGAACAAAAUAUCACUACUUAGUAGCUAAUAAGCAGUUAUUUUAUUUAUAGGUACCUAUUGUUAUUGUUUUAGUUUUUUUUAAAGUGACGCAUUUGUUAUGUUGCAUUUUGAUAAGAAUAUUCUAUCUAAACUGAACCAGCAAUAACACAUGACCUUGUUGGGACUUGUGAUGUUUACGAUUUUUUGUUUUAAUCUCAAUUUUUACAUGAAAGUGAUUUGCUUUUGUUGCCAUACGCUAGUCGCAGCCUGUGUCAGUCUUGCCAUUACUUAGGCUAGACGCUAGAACAGCAGUAAAUCUCCACCCAUGCCUUCUAUGAUAUUGUGCCUCUAUAUUAUAUGCAAAGUGCUUCAGUGCUUAAUAGACCUGUAUGCAACUGUAGACGUAGUCCUUGUUGUUUGACUAAAAAUCCAAUCACAGGAGGAAAAAAGCAAAAUGUUCAAAUCCAGCAGUAGACAAAAAAAUAAUUCUAAAUCCCUGAUACAAAGACUGCACAUGAACUCACCGGGGGAGUUCAAUGACUACAUCUGGGUUUUUAAGUGCGAAUGAAAGAGAUGUCUUUGCCAAGUAAAAUUUCUGUUUGUUAUACGAGAAACAUGCAUAUAAGUUUUUGUGCUAUUGUAAUGCUUUACUUCGUUGACUUGUAACAGAUGUGCACUUUUCCCGUCAUUUCAUAUGAGAUCAUUUUAAGGUUUGCACACGCUGAAGGAAGGGGAACAAUGCCACCGUGCAUUUUAUUUCUUUGUUUUAUGUGUUAUUACUUGUGUUUUUUUAUACUCACUGUAUCUCACUAUAUCCACCAAUGUAAAGAUGAGGCUAGAACAUCAAAACUGACAAGUUUAAAAGAAGCUCUCUGUCAAAGAAUUUUACAAUAAUCAUUUUAUCUCAGACCCAAAAAAUAAGAAGUGUGAAAUGUGACUUCUGCAUAUCUGUACCAGAUGUCUGACCUAAGAAAUGACACAUUGGUGAUCUACAGUGAUUUGUGCAAUGAUUUACAGUAUUGUAAGUGUACAGUCUGUUCUUAACCGAAGUUUGGUGCUAACAUAACAGCAAAGAAUGACCAUUGUAUAAAAAUAAUGUUUUACAUUAAUGCUUGACUGGUCUCAAGCAUGGUCAGUAUAGCAAAAUAUUUUUUAUUGUACAGAAAUGAAAUGCAUAUCUUAGCUGUUGUCACUUUUUCUUUGAUGGUCAUUGUGUAAGGUGUUUUACUCUGUACUGAUGAAGGGAUUGGAAGAAGAAAGAGCCAAGAAGGAAUUUGAUUGGUUGAUUCAUGGGAUUUGCUAUUUGAGAAAAUACAGAGGGCUGUGUUUUUUGUUCUUUUUCCGUCAAUAUCUGAGAAAAAAAAAAAUGCAACUUAAGAAAAGUAUGUGAACUGGCUGCUACUUUCUCACCAGGUGGUCCAGAAACAAUAGUCUACUUUACAUGUUUAUCAAGUAUUAGGUUUGCUAAAUAAUUAAGCAAAAUUAGAACAUAAAUGUUUAUGGUUCUCUAAACAAUCAAGACAAAGCUACAAGCUGUAACACUGCUUCUAGUCGCUAUAAAGUUAUUCCACUUCCCCCCCCCCCCCCCCCAUGUUUUAUACAGAAAGGAUGGUAUGUUACCAACUAGAGAGAAGACAUUGUAUAGUUGAGGUUUAUUUUAUGAGGAAGAAAUGCAGGAAGGUACAGUACAGUGUAAGGCAAAUGUAUGGGUGGAUGGUGUCAUCAUUUCAGUAUUGUAAUCCUAUUUACUUUUUUUGCUAUGUAUUUUUCAUUACAUUACACAAGUCGCCUUUUGCUUAAGUCAAUAAAAGUUUGAUUUUUCAG